Molecule: messenger RNA, 1917 nt
Organism: Coregonus clupeaformis (lake whitefish)
Lineage: Eukaryota; Metazoa; Chordata; Actinopteri; Salmoniformes; Salmonidae
Product: pre-mRNA-splicing factor RBM22
Exons: 11
Coding region: 53-1318 (421 amino acids)
Cellular component (GO): Prp19 complex; U2-type catalytic step 1 spliceosome; U2-type catalytic step 2 spliceosome
Molecular function (GO): U6 snRNA binding; metal ion binding; pre-mRNA binding
Source: RefSeq, a predicted model, not a curated record
UGUCGUGGCGGUGCAUGCGCAGUAGGAUUGUGUUUUACUGCCACAAGCAAAAAUGGCGACGUCCCUAGGAGCUAACACAUACAACAGACAGAAUUGGGAAGACGCGGAUUUUCCAAUUCUGUGUCAGACAUGUUUGGGGGAAAAUCCAUACAUCCGCAUGAGCAAAGAGAAGUAUGGGAAAGAAUGCAAGAUCUGUGCACGUCCCUUCACUGUGUUCCGCUGGUGUCCAGGAACGAGGAUGCGCUUCAAGAAGACAGAGGUGUGUCAGACCUGCAGCAAGAUGAAGAACGUCUGUCAGACCUGUCUGCUUGACCUGGAGUACGGUUUGCCAAUCCAGGUCAGAGACACUGGGCUGGACAUCAAGGAUGACGUCCCGAAGUCAGACGUGAACAAGGAGUACUACACACAGAACGCGGAGAGAGAGAUAGGGAACUCUGACGGGACACGGCCAGUGGGUCUGCUGGGUAAGGCCCCCAGCUCCAGUGAGAUGCUGCUGAAGCUGGCCCGCACCACGCCGUACUACAAGAGGAACCGACCCCACAUCUGCUCCUUCUGGGUGAAGGGAGAGUGCAAGAGAGGAGAGGAGUGUCCUUAUAGGCACGAGAAGCCCACAGACCCAGACGAUCCCCUGGCAGACCAGAACAUUAAGGACCGUUACUAUGGUAUCAAUGACCCUGUGGCUGACAAGCUGCUGAAACGGGCCUCCACCAUGCCCAGACUGGACACGCCUGAGGACAAGACCAUCACCACACUCUAUGUAGGGGGGAUGGGAGAUACCAUCUCCGAUGCAGAGCUGAGGAAUCACUUCUAUCAGUUUGGGGAGAUCCGGACCACCACCAUCGUCCAGAGGCAGCAGUGUGCCUUCAUCCAGUUUGCCACACGGCAGGCGGCUGAGCUUGCUGCAGAGAAGUCCUUCAACAAGCUCAUCAUCAACGGACGCAGGCUCACCGUCAAGUGGGGCAGGUCCCAGGCAGCCAGGGGGAAGGAGGCCAUCAAGGAUGGGGUCAGUGAGAUGGGAACCAGAUUAGACCCUGUACCAGGACUGCCUGGAGCUCUCCCCCCACCCCCUGCUCUGGAAGAGGAUGCUCCUAUUAACUACUUCAAUCUGGACCCUGGUACAUCUCCUAAUGUCAUGAACAUCUCCCUGCCCCCGCCGCCUGGCAUCAACCCACCACCUCCAGGUUUUGGAGCUCCUAUGUUCCACAUGGGUUCGAUGGGUCCCCCUCCUCCCAUGGGCAUGAGACCCCCAGGACACAUCCACUACCCGUCCCAGGACCCCCAGCGCAUGGGUGCCCACGCUGCCCGUCAUGGCGACUAGUUGCCAUGGCGAUACUUCGCUAUGCCAAACAUCUGUGGUCGAGAGAAUUGCUCUGGGCAGACGUUUUCCUUAGGCACAGGUCUAGGAUCAGCUUACCCUCCCACAAUCCUCACCAUAGUAAUUAGGGGGGGAAUGCAAAACUGACCUUGCAUCAGGGGCAACGUCAUCUUACUUUUUGAGUUUCACCAGGGUGUUAGAAAAUGGCUGCCUCUUUCUCAGUUUAAGCAUCUCUCAGCAGUGGACCUGAGUUAACGGUAAAUGACUAAAGAUGUGAAAUCUGGGAAUUUAGUAUCAUAAGAGGAUUCUUAUGAGUUUUAAGGGCUUCUGUGUUUUGUGUUUGGUGGUGCAUAAUAUAAUCUGUAGACGCACCUGUCAUGGAUCAGUGUAUUCGAGAUUUACAACGUCAUAAUGGAGGAAUUGUUUAAAUGUACAAAGCAUCCUGCAGAGCAGCUUCUUGAAAGGACAAUUUUUAGACCUGUUGAUUUUCAUUCAUAUUAUGGAUUUGUUUUUUGAUACAAUGUUCAUUUUCCACAAAAUGAUUUGGUUUAUUAUUGUAAUGUUUUGUCCACUUCUGCCAUUAAAACAAGUACUCUCAUUUA